Messenger RNA from Penicillium atrosanguineum, 2196 nucleotides. RefSeq lists its product as uncharacterized. Gene Ontology annotation, biological process: fatty acid biosynthetic process; secondary metabolite biosynthetic process. The record is from RefSeq and is a predicted model, not a curated record. Bases 1 to 2196 code for a protein of 731 amino acids. Gene Ontology annotation, molecular function: fatty acid synthase activity. The transcript has 5 exons. Lineage: Eukaryota; Fungi; Ascomycota; Eurotiomycetes; Eurotiales; Aspergillaceae.
AUGCUACUCAGCGUUCAUGGACGGAGGGAGGAUGACGCGUUGCGCGUUGGCUCCGUCAAGACAAACAUUGGCCAUACCGAAGCAACGAGCGGACUGGCUAGUGUUAUUAAGGUCGUGAUGGCUAUGGAAAAAGGUGUGCUUCCACCCUCAAUCAACUUCGAGAAGCCCAAUUCCCAGUUCGAUUUGGAUCAUUGGCGACUCAAGGUGCCUACCGAGUUGAAAAAGCGGCCAGUGGCUCCUGGCCAGACGAUGCGAGCGUCAGUGAACAAUUUCGGCUACGGAGGCUCCAACGCCCACGUCAUUAUGGAAGAUGCCAACAGACUCUCACAGAACCGCUCUGUCAAUGGGAAAGUCAUUGAUGGCGUUAAUAAAAUUAUUAAUGGUGUUGACGCUCAUGCCACUGGGACCACUGGCGACAAGCAUAAGCUUCUUAUAGUCAGCGCCAAAGACGACCAUGCGCACGAGAACAUGGUCGCCAGACUCGCGGAAUUCCUUCGUCAGAAGGAACCAUCGCGCUCUGCCCAACGCCCACGUAUCGGCAUGGUCUUCACUGGCCAAGGAGCGCAAUCGCACGCCUUGGGUAGAAAAUUAAUUACAGCGUACCCUGUGUACAAAGCAUCUCUCGAGGAAGCCGAUGGCUAUCUGCGGGACCUCGGCGCCAGUUGGUCGCUAAUGGAGGAGCUUGGCCGUGAUAUCGAGGCAAGCAAAGUAAACAUGACGGCCUUUAGCAUCCCCAUUUGUGCCGCGGUGCAGAUCGCCCUGGUCCGACUGUUAGAGACCUGGGGAAUUAAACCGUCAGCUGUAACAAGCCACUCGAGUGGAGAGAUUGCCGCAACAUACACGGUAGGCGCCAUCAGCCUCCGCCUCGCCAUGGGAAUCGCGUACUAUCGGAGCAGACUAGCCGCCGAGGUGACCCUGAAUAGGCCUAUCAAGGGCAGCAUGCUGGCGGUUGGCCUUGGUCAUCUGGACGUGGAACAAGACCUUGAGCGGCUUACUGGCGAUGCUCGAGCUGUGGUGGCCUGCAUCAACAGCCCGUCUAGCACGACGGUGGCGGGCAAAAUUGCGGCGAUUGAGGAGCUUGAGACGUUGCUCACAGCUGAGGACGUAUUUGCUCGCCGACUUCGAGUAGAUACUGCGUACUACUCCCACCACAUGGAGCCCGUUGCGGAGAGCUACCGCCAGGCGCUCUGCAAGAUGCCGACGGACGAACCAAAGACUAAGCGUCAAACAUGCAUCGCUUUUGCAUCCCCGGUUGGCAGUCUAAUGCAGCCCGUCCAGUUUGUUGACGCAUUUAUCGAGAUGGUCCAGGGCGAUUUGUCUGUCGACGCAGCUAGCCACAGCGUGGAUAUCAUUGUCGAGAUUGGCCCGCACACCGCUCUCGGAGGUCCCAUCCAGGAGAUUCUCACCCUGGAAGACUUUGAGGGAAUCAAGCUGCCAUACUAUGGUAGUCUCGUGCGGCACGCUCACGCGGUCGAGAGCCUCCAGAUACUGGCGUCGAACUUACUCAAGGAGGGCUAUGCGCUCGACAUCGAAGCCGCCAACUUCCCACAAGGGAGGAGCCAGAACAGGGAUCAUCCUCCACACGAGCUCCGAGGCUCGCUGGUCCCUGGAACCAACCCCGAAACGCCGGUAUGGCGACACAUACUACGUGCUACCGAGCCGCCUUGGGUUCAAGACCACGUCAUCCAAUCCAAGAUGCUCUAUCCCGGCUGUGAGUUUAUCUGCUUGGCUGUCGAAGCCGCCAUGCAACAGCUAGAAAUCGCCGAGGAACAGGAGGACUGUGAGAUAUCUGGUUACCAGAAUCCGGGACAUGAGCGUGCGCAGGCACUCGUCAUUCCAGACACAGCUGGAGGCAUUGAAAUUCAAACAGCUCUCCGUCUGGUCAGUGACAAGGCCAUUGGCCUGCAGGACUGGAAGGAGUUUGGGUUGAGGUCUUUUCAAUUACUUGAGGUCUUUUCAAUCACUUCAGAGAACAGAUGGAUGCGACAUGCACAGGGUCUCGUCAUGGUUGAGUUCAACAACGUCCAAAACGGCGUCUCCUCUUUAGACCAAGAAAUACAAAAUACGCGAAAAAUCGAUCCUAUUGAGAUGUGGAGUACUCUGGAGCCUCUCGGCAUCAAGUACGGUCCGAUUUUCAGAAAUAUUAGCGACAUCCAUGUGAACCUUAUCGGCUUUGAAAUGAUGCAAACACCCUAG